AUGAAGUACGUUGCUCUACUCAGCGGCGGUAAAGACAGUUGCUACAACCUCCUGCACUGCUCACGCAACGGCCACGACCUCGUUGCCGCUGCGUCUCUGGGUCCCGAGCAUGGCAAAGAGGAACUUGACUCGUAUCUCUACCAAACUGUAGGUCAGGAUGCCAUAGAGUUCGUCGCGCGCGCAUUGGAAGUUCCGCUAUACCGCCGAGUGAUCUCUGGAACGGCAGUCGAGCAAGGAUCGGAAUACGGUGGUCGGAGUGCCGACGGCUUUGCGGGGACGGUGGGGGAUGAAACGGAGGACCUGUAUGCUUUGCUAUCCGCUGUCAAAUUCAAACACCCCGACGUUCAAGGUGUCUCCGUCGGCGCGAUUCUCUCCAGCUAUCAGAGAGUCCGCGUCGAGCAUGUAUGCCGACGUUUGUCGUUGACGCCGUUGUGUUAUCUGUGGCAGAGAGACCAGGCGGAACUGCUUUCCGAGAUGAUCGAAGCGGGCAUGGAAGCGAUCCUCAUCAAGGUCGCUGGGAUCGGGUUGACGACUCGGCAUCUGGGGCAAAAUCUGGCCCAAAUGCAGCCUCUGUUGACGAAGCUCAACGACAUGUACGGGUCACAUAUAUGCGGUGAAGGUGGCGAAUACGAAACGCUGACUCUGGAUUGCCCGCUCUUCAAGAAGCGCAUCACAUUGUUAGACACGGAGACCGUCAUUCACUCGGACAAUGAUUUCGCUACGGUUGCUUUCUUGCGAAUCAAGGAUGCUCGUCUAGAUCCGAAAGCUGUCGCUCAAACUUUCAAUGUGGCCGUCCCAGAUGUUCUCGAUAAGGAGCAUUCGCAUGUGUUUCACGCCGUGACGGCCUCUCUUGACAAUGGAACAGAGCCUAUCAAACUCUCUCCAAAACGUCAAACAUGUGAGGCUCCGAGUCUAACACGCAUAGGCCCUAAAACCAAACGCACCGGCAACUGGAUUUCCCUCUCCGAUAUCCAUACAACAGGAGAUAAUGCCGAUCUAUCCCUAGAAGACGAGGUCCGGGAAUGCUUUCAAACUGUGCAAGAUCGCCUGAAAGAACAUUCCCUAAAUCUCUCCCAUCUAACAAACAUCAACUUGUUCAUCUCAUCCAUGGACCUUUUUGCUCCAAUCAACGCUGUCUACGCCACAUUUUUUGGUUCGAGCCCUCCAGCACGCGCUUGCGUAGCGGUCGACCUCCCCUCCCAUUUACGACUCAAACUAGACUGCGUUGCCUAUGCAGAAAGUUCAAUAUUCGACCGUCAAGCACUCCAUGUACAAGGGCUAAGCUACUGGGCACCGGCCAACAUCGGACCUUAUUCUCAAGCGGUCGAUGAACGAGUCUUCAUUUCAGGCCAGAUCGGAUUGAUCCCAAGCUCUCUAUCAACUCCAUCCCCACCAUCAAUAGGUUACGAAACUGCGCUGUCUUCGCAGCAUGUUGAUCGCGUCGUCAAAGCCCUGCAAAACACUAGCGGUGGAGGUUGGGACGGCCACGCUCAGAACAUCUUAUACUGGUUCAUAAACGACCACGAUGUCCCGCUUGUCAAAAAGGCUCUUGGGAACGAUCAUACUCCAACGCUCUUCGUCGUUGUUAAAGAUCUCCCAAAAGAGGCGCUGAUAGAAAAGCAAGUCCUCUACCAUACCGGACGCACAACGGUUGUCGAGGAGGACGGGGACGUCGGCGUCGUUUCUGAGAAGCCAUCACUCAAUCAGGGCGACCUGUCAAGCGGAGAAGCUUCAAUUCAUUGGGAGGUAUCGGGCUUGGAUCAUGCGAAGGCUGCAUCGGCUAUCGUCUGUUUCAAGGGGGACAACGACGUAGAAUAUCUGAGUCGCCAGCUCAAAGCGGCCGAAUCCCUGUUUCCCGUCCUGAACAAUGCCCUAUCUAUUCGCAUCUUUCAUAGAAAACCAUUGACAUCAUUCAUAAAAGUAUACGACACCUUGUUCGAUUCGAAUGAAGGGCCUGUCGUUAUGCCCAUCGCAUGCCGGAAUAUCUCGACCAACCAACACGGCGACUGGGAUUAUGCUAUGUGCAUCAUAGCAAGUUAGGACAACAUGUAGCCUUACAGCAUUAGACGAGACGUGGACCCAAAACAAAGAAGUAGAAAAAUGUUGUACAACAACGUAGAGCAAAAGUAUCUCGACAGAGGAACUCCAAUCCAAUUUGGAUACUGUGCUCAUC
Molecule: messenger RNA, 2173 nt
Organism: Heterobasidion irregulare TC 32-1
Lineage: Eukaryota; Fungi; Basidiomycota; Agaricomycetes; Russulales; Bondarzewiaceae
Exons: 11
Coding region: 1-2040 (679 amino acids)
Biological process (GO): protein histidyl modification to diphthamide
Molecular function (GO): diphthine-ammonia ligase activity
Source: RefSeq, a predicted model, not a curated record